Molecule: messenger RNA, 3772 nt
Organism: Asterias rubens (European starfish)
Lineage: Eukaryota; Metazoa; Echinodermata; Asteroidea; Forcipulatida; Asteriidae
Product: ELMO domain-containing protein 2-like
Exons: 9
Coding region: 276-1172 (298 amino acids)
Molecular function (GO): GTPase activator activity
Source: RefSeq, a predicted model, not a curated record
AUACAUUGGUUUCCUUUGCAUGAUUGGAUCCAUUACACGGCAGCAGGUGCGGUCUAGACGGAUACCAGUGAUAGCCGGCCCAAUGUUGACAUUUUUGUCCUCUAAACUACAAUGUGUGUAAUUGAUCUGUGAUCUUUCAUCUCCUCUCAUGUCGCUGUGGUUUUAGGAGGACUCUGGAGAGGUAUCAACUGUGUGUGGUGUGAAACGAUAGUUUUGAGUAAACUUGGGUAGUUUAGUAUCUUCAGCUCCAAUUCUGAUGUAUUCCACAGAAUGAGAUGUUUUUCAGCUGGGUUUAUGUCUACUUUGCAUGGGUGUAUCACCGCAUGUUUAAGUGGGUAGUUCGUACAUUGACGGGUAGGCAUGAGUUACAGCGUAUCUGUGCUGGUGAAGGAGUUGGUCACAAGCGAACUAGCAAAAUUGAAAGCUCGUUAAAAAACUCCAAACUCGGUGCUCUGAGAAGAAUAAUAGAAGAGAAUGUUAAAAACAUCAAUGAUGCAGUGGAAGGUGUCAUAGCUAUCAAAGGAAUCAACAUACUCACAUGCCCUAACUUUGCACCGUGUCUUCUACGAUGUGUGGAGCAGAUCUGUGGCUACAAGACUCUUGUUCAGGAUGUAGAAACAUUGAGAAAAAAUAAAUAUCAAUCAUCAAAAGAAGACCAUGAGGAGUUGCUUAAGAAGUUGUGGGACCUUAUGAUGCCGGACACGCCACUGGAGAAACGAAUCACAAAACAAUGGGGGACCAUUGGGUUUCAGGGUGACGAUCCAGCUACUGAUUUUAGGGGAAUGGGUAUACUGGGUCUACUUAACUUAAUAUAUUUCGCAGAGACUUACAACAAAGCUGCUAGACAUGUUCUUUCACAUUCUCACCAUCCUAAAUAUGGGUAUUCCUAUGCAGUUGUGGGUAUUAACAUGACCAGUACAGCAUACCAUUUGCUCCAAGACGGAACACUCAAAACUCACCUAUACAACCAUGUGGAAAGACAACCAACAGUGGAAGAUUUCCAUCAAGUAUAUUGUUAUGUGCUUUUCAACUUUGACCAAUUCUGGUUGGCAGAGAAGCCACGUGACAUCAUGGAAUUUAGUCAUGUCCGAGACAAAUUCGAGGAGAAACUAAGACGAGAUCUCAGAAAUCCAACAACAAUCUUAAAGUGUGACUUUACCUUAGAAAAUUGAGAUUUGUAUUAACAGUGUUCACACCAGGCAGCUGCCAUUUUGUUUCUUAAGACCCAUUGCACAACGCGCAGCGCGCAUACACGCGCAUCACCUGUCUGCCAUUUUGGGGGUCAAAAUGUGCACAAAAGGAUGGUACACAUGUUUACGCAGCAAUGCGCGUGUAAACAUGUGUACCAUCCUUUUGUGCAUGUUUUGACCCCCAAAAUAGUGGACAGGAAACGCCUGGUAAGUGCACAGCGCGUUGUGCAACGGGUCUGUUGCAGUGUAAAUUAUGGGUGCGUUCGUUUAGCUUCCCUGGGUCGACCCCGGUGUGCGACCCAGGGAAGCUAAACGAACGCACCCAAUGAAGUUGACAAAAGUGGGACCAGGAGAGAAAAGACUGGCACGAUUCAUGUAUUUAGGGUAUAAUAUUAAUAUCAGUCCGAUCAGCUAGUUGUUCUUCUAUCAUGGUGUCAAUGCAGGUUCUGCCAUAAAUUAUUUUCAGGAAACAUUUACUUAAAGUUACUCAUUGUGAGUGAUCUUUUGAUACACAAACGGGUUGAGAUUUCAUUUUAAAAGUUUUACAUAAAAUUAUAUUGAUCAUUUAUUAGAGUUGACAAUUGUUUCAGAUUCCUUGAUUUAUAUACAGCACGUGUGCUUUCACUAAUUUUGAAUAGAAUAUCAUUCUAGAUUAUCAGGGAAAGUUUUCACUGAAAUAUUUUUUAAAUCCAAGUUGUUGUAUUUUCAAAGAAUGGUUGAAAGAUGAAAAGCAAGCCACAGUCAUCCUACAACCAGAUAUUUGUUUGCAAUGUACAAGAGCUGUGUACAGCUGAAUACUUUUAUGUGUGCCAAUUCUUAAAGUAAAACUUGUGGGAACAAAUAAAUCGAAUACUAUGUAAACAGUGACAUAAUGUGAACAUUUACCAGAUUUUUGUAUGCACAAGACUGCAGUUUCUUUCGAAUAAAUAGGUUGCCAAAAUAAUUUGUGCAAUGAAGAACAGCAUUCAAACACAGUUUAGCCUUUACUAGUGUGCUGGGAGAUAAAUAGUGUGUUAUAGUUGGUGUAUGGUAAGACUUUACUUUUGAUGUGUACUAGUGUGGUUUAAGUUUGGGUUUUUUCCAUUCAGUUUUAGGGUUAUUUAUUAUGGAAAGAGGUAUUUGAGAUAUUUAACAGUUCGUUAAAUUUGUAUUGGGUAUAAAAAUAUCAUUACACCGAUUUUAAGUGUACAUUUUCACAUCAUUGUAAGGAUGAAAACCAAACAAUUUCGGAUACAAUUAUUUUGUUUGGCAUACUCUUUCCAAUAGAUAAUAGCACAACGAAUUGUUGGAAUUAUUGGAACAUUAAUUUACCUUCACUGUAUCAUUAAUACUGCAGGUCAAUAAAUCUGUGUGUAACUUGAAAACUGACUUUAAACUUUGCCUUCACAACAGCUUUUUUGUAGCACUCUCGUUCAAAUCUUGACAUGAAAAAAAGAAAUACAUGGGGCCACUUUAUUAAUUUUUAAAGCACUUUAUUAAGUUAAAACCAAGUACACGUAAUAAACAAAAGUGUCUUUUUCAAAAUCACUACUUUACAAUAAACAAGUCAUUUGUGAUCAACAAAAGAUUUAGUUUCUAUUGUCACAAAAUUUAAUCUUUAAGAUAGUCGUAAUCCUUCACACUUGGAAUAUGCAUUUUUUUGAGAGUUUUGAAAAACAACAAAGCAAAGUUUAUGGCCUCGCUAUAUUAAAAUUUAACCAAAAGAUAUUGACAAAGUUACUAUCUAGAGUUGAUUUUGUGGAGGACUUGAACAAGUCCUGCGAUUGAACACAGUCAUCUACAAAAAGACAAUGACAAAAUGGCCACAAAAUGUAUCUUAUUGCAGUCAACAAAAACAACUUGAUGUCUGUUUCCUCUAUCUCUUAGUUGACAAAGCAAUGUUUUGCAUGGCCCAGUUUCAAAAAUAAGUAGGAUACCAGUCACAAAGUCAGGAGAUAACUUGUUUUCUGGUUAGCCAAAUUGAUUUUUGUACAACUAUUGAGCUAAAAAAAACAUUUCUAUGAAAUUAGAACAUGGUUGACACAGAUAAACCACACAGACAUUGAUUAUUGCUGUUCCAUUCAAGGUUGAAUUUAAACCUUGGCCCAACUUCAUAGCACUGCUUUCCAUACACCGACCUUAGGCAUUGACAUCAUCAGGCCUCCCAACUUGGAGCUAAAACAAUGACGCCAAAUUGAAAAAGCACAUUUAUGUGCGUGGGUUGUACAGGGUGGCCCAAUAAGCAACAUUCUUCUGACCUCUAGCAGAGGGCGCUCUAUUAAUGUCAUGUGUGACGUCAUUCUUUACAUGGAAUUUCGCAUUUUGCAGAGACAUGAAAUUGAACCAAGUUGCAAAACCGGGAGUUUUUUAUAGAAAGGAAAAACCAAUAUCACAAGUGUUGUUUUCCAACCGACGAACUGGUGAGGGAAUAAUUAAAAAACAAGAAGUUGUCCUGAUCAAGUGUUCAGAAAAAAAAAUUGUCAUUCUUGAUAACAACACAAUGUUCUUGACAUGACAAUUCAACGUUGUUGAAUCUAAAUAUUUUUCACACUUGUAAGAUCCUUCAUGUUAUAGUUCCCAUGAACAAGAUUGUAGGUUUAAGG